Molecule: messenger RNA, 519 nt
Organism: Rhipicephalus sanguineus (brown dog tick)
Lineage: Eukaryota; Metazoa; Arthropoda; Arachnida; Ixodida; Ixodidae
Exons: 6
Coding region: 138-482 (114 amino acids)
Source: RefSeq, a predicted model, not a curated record
GCUCACGAGAUGCUCACCUGCCGUAUGAAAGGUGUCGCGGAAGUUACCCUUUCGAACUUUAUGCUCGCUCUGGAUAUUUUUAGCCAGCGCUUGCUCGUAUUAGGCUUGCAACCCAGGGCGCCGCCGCGGGCGCCAAGAUGCUGUCUUCGUGCGGCUUCGACUUUCUCUUGGGAAUUGGCAUGCCCGCGCAACUGCUUUGGGAUGUUUUUCCCACUGUGUGCAUGGGAAUAAGACUGUGUUACGCGCGACACGAAGAAAAAAAUGCGGACCUUGCCUAUUUUCGCGACGGCGUGGCGGAAUGCAUAGGAAGAGGAUUGAGCUUUGCCAAGGGAAUACGGCCCGAUCUGUUCUCUCACGUUACAAGCGAGUUAAUACCGCAUGCUCAAGAGUGCAUGCGGACCACCUUGCCUUCUGACGUCAGAGUAGCCCUCGCCAUGAUGCGCUACGCCCGAAACAUCAUGCUUCGCGGAAGGACUGGCUGAAAAAUGAUCUUCGCAAUCACUUUGUCGGACAGCGCAA